AACAUUCCAUGGUUUGCGACGACGUGUAAACGCGGACCCGCUUCACUUGUUGUAUACAAGUAGUAGAGGGGUAGUCUUACUUAAAGCUGCUGCCUGUGAUUUGGUGCGUGUACAAGAGAGCAAGAAAACGGAGCCGUCCGACAAGUGAUAUUUUUGUCCGAUCUUCGGACGUUGACUUUGUAGGACAACCGCUCCGCCUUGGAAGCAGCCUAGCGGAUAAUUUUUGUAGGAGUAGCAGGUCAAUGUGUAGGCUUUGUAUUGAUGUAGUCAAGAUCUGCCUUAGUGCCCUGAUAUUCCCAGAGUAAGUGUCCGACCAUUGAUGGUGGCCGACCUUUGAUCCCUUGCUCUACUGACUCCCCUCCCCAUUUUAAUGUCCGUAAACAAACACCAGAGAAGCAGUUUAGCGCUCUUUCCUAGCAGAGUAGCUACCGCUAGCUAAGGCAGUACCACUGUUUUCACAGAGGCUAAAGAGAUGUUGCGAAUGUUAUGGUUCCACCUGACUGUUGCCUUACAAGCAGCUCUAACAUCCAGUCAGUGGCCCUACCACCAGAUAUAUCCCCCAGUCAACGACACGGAUGGCCGGACACCGCUGUAUUUCGCAACAGUACUUUCUUUUGGUGGGAGCAGCUACAAGAGCGUCGGAGCACUGCCGGGAAUCCAGAUAGCACUGGACUACAUCAACAGGGAACCCUCCAUCCUCCCUGGAUACAGUCUUCACUACACCCUCACAGACUCCCAGUGUAACAGGCAAACAGCCCUGAGUUCUUACUUCAGCCAGUUGAAGAAUCCGCCUAUUAAGAUAGGGUGGGUGGGGUCAGGCUGUUCCCCAGCAACAGAGCCAACUGCCGAGUUGACUCAUUUCUACAACAUCACACAGUUAUCUUGUGUAAGUUCGUCACCAGACCUGCAAAAUAGAGAAAGAUUUAGGUACUACUUCCAGCUUGUAGCCACAGAUGUACUUGGUGCGCAUGGAUUUUUUGGAAUAAUUCAACAUUUUGGUUGGAGGAAAGUCCGACUUGUUGUUCAAGAUGAAAAUAUCUUCACUGCUACUAUGGAUGAUUUGAAGGAUAUGUUGGAUAAGAAUGCAGUGGAGUACACAGAAGUACGGUUUAUAAGUGAGGAAACUGUGGCAAGCAUUAACGCUUUUGUAAGUUCAUUUUUUCUUCUCAGAUCUAUACUUUCCAGUAGCUAGCUUUAUAGUGUUAAAAAAACAUUCAUGCGACACAUUCGUUUUGAAAUUUGAAACAAUUAUGAGAUGGUAGCUAGCUUCUUUAUGUGCAUUUGAUACUGAUCACCAACAAUUGUGCGUGUGUAUUAUAAAAUAGUUAACAAACCAUUACUUUCUUAAGAACUCAGAAACCAGAAUAUAUGUGAUGGCAAUGUACAGUCCUCAUGCAAGGGAUGCACUUUGUGAGGCAUACAGACGUGGAUUUCAUUAUCCCAAGUAUGUCAUCAUAACUUUUGGCUGGUAUGUGAGACAGUGGUGGGAGAUGGAUGCACCAUCCACCAACUGCACUGCUGAGGAGAGAGCCCAUGUCCUCCUCUAUAGCUUGGCUGCUGUUUCGUCUCAGUUCCCUAGAGAGCAAGAUGAGUACACAUCUGAACCAAACAUA
Geodia barretti is the source of this 1613-nucleotide messenger RNA. The record is from the annotation of a GenBank genome assembly. NCBI's taxonomy places the organism in Eukaryota, Metazoa, Porifera, Demospongiae, Tetractinellida, Geodiidae.